CUAAUCUGUGUUAACUGCGUACUUUAACUGCGUAGUUGACCCAGGAUGGAGUAAUGACUAUGAUUUUUUAUCGUUUUGUGUCGGUUUGGUUUCCAGAAAGGGUAACUGAUCUAGAUACGGCGACUUCCUCGGUGACUCACGAUAGGAUGUUGGCGGUACUUGGUAGCUUGCUGCGCGCUUAAAUAGUGAUUAAGCGACUGACUUCAGAAUUCUCAUUACCGUGUAUUAAAUUGCAUGACUCGGUGAUCGAACCAAGUUUUUGUCUGACGUUUUGUUUUUAUAUGACACCGGGGCAUAACUUAGUCCAUUCUCAUAAUUUACUCUUAUGAUGUAUGAGUCAAGAUUGAGUGUAGUUUUAUCUUUACAAUGACGUCUUGGGUCAUUCAUCUACUACUAUUGCCUUUGCAAAUAAACCUGUUUGUGUACAACCGUUCAAAAAACGACUUUGCAGGUACGGCGCAGAAAGUAGAGAAGAAGAAGAAGUUUAUCAUAGUACCGAUGUUAGUUAGUUUUUGGACCCACUUAUGCUUGUCACAAGUCGCUUGGAGCGUGCUCCAGGAUGGACGGAAGGGGGGAUGGAUCUCAGUGGUGGUGGCAGCGAUAACCUCUGACUCGGCCGGAGGACGAACGCUAGAUAACGGCUGCGACUUUCAAAUGAGAGCGAGUAUUCUUUCGCUACAGAUAAAGACUUGAAAAUAAUAUCUUCAACCUGCUAACUAAACUGACGGCACACGACAGGGCAGCUUGUGAACACCAAGCUGCCAUGUACUCUCACCGACAAACACCUCUCCGGUGUCAUCCCUCCCUCCCUUACCAAAGCCGCGGAAUCGCGCAUGCGCGGCUCCAGAGGACGUCGCGUCGGUCAUGUUACUGUAAUGCUCAGCUCACAUUGCCCGAGGGAGUACGCGUGGUAUGACGUCCUCCCUUUGGCUUUGUCAAUAUACUAUUGUAGUAUUCGUGGUCUUUGCUCUGGCGACGUGUACAAAUUGUACUAUGAUUCUUUUUGUUUGCAUAUAGAGAGCUCUAGACAAAAACAAAACAACGAACGAUAACCUUAGAGCACGUUUUAAUAACUAGUUUAACGCGUUUUACAUAAAACUGGUUCUAGCCUAAGGUUAUUUGGUUUAAUGAAAACAACUGGCUCCAGCGUAGAAACAGUGACAUUGUUGUAAUUUUUAAUGAGCAUUUGAUGCGUAUUUUUGCGUCGCAAGAAAUCUCUUUAAGCCUUAACACAUUGGUGUUAUCAUUUAAUGCAGUAAUAAAACCUUUCUUAGGUACGGUAGGUUCCUGGUAUAUAUUAUACUAGCGACCCGCCCCGGCUUCGCACGGGUGCAAUGCUGAUAUACUAAAUACGCUACAGAAAAACUGUGAACGUUGUUUAUAAAAAAACAUAGCGGCCCGCUCCGGCUUUGCACGGGUUUAAAAUAUGUAACUCACUGAAAAAAUGAUAAAAUCAAUCCAGUAGAUUUGAUUUAUUCAUUUACUGCCUGUAGCCCGCACGCGUUUUUGGAGAACGAUAUCUUCGCUACGUUUCAUCGAUUUUUAAUUUCUCGCGCGGA
This is a messenger RNA of Trichoplusia ni (cabbage looper), 1559 nucleotides long. RefSeq lists its product as uncharacterized. The record is from RefSeq and is a predicted model, not a curated record. The transcript is spliced from 4 exons. Bases 367 to 693 code for a protein of 108 amino acids. Lineage: Eukaryota; Metazoa; Arthropoda; Insecta; Lepidoptera; Noctuidae.